Molecule: messenger RNA, 738 nt
Organism: Microthlaspi erraticum
Lineage: Eukaryota; Viridiplantae; Streptophyta; Magnoliopsida; Brassicales; Brassicaceae
Source: the annotation of a GenBank genome assembly
AUGGGAGAUUCCAAUUCAAGUUCACCCACCCCACGGCUGGACUCUCCAAGCUUCUCCUGCCCAACCCUGAGCUCACCACGGUCUAGGAGGUACAACAUUGACUUCAGACCCCCUGUGUACACUUUGGUUGGGCAUGAAGCGGAUUUGCAAGAAGAAGAGAUCGAGCUCGAUCGAGCUGAGGAUCGAGCUGAGUCAGCUGAAGAUCGAAGGAUUGGACUUCUCCAAAAGUUCAACAAAUGGCAAGGGAAAGCCAUUGAGAAGAUGCAAAAGUCCAUGGACAAGAUGGUCACUCCUCACCACUCAAGGAGGCUCCCUGCCCAAGAGCCUCACAGAGCCUCUUCUUUCGAGCCAAGGGAAGGAGAAGACAACACGCAGAGAAGGAGGAAGACUUCCAAGGCCAGACGCUCCAGCUCGACCACCGGACUCGAUCGAGUCCAAACAGAGGAAACUCAACUCGAUCGAGCUGACGGUCGAGCUGACCAGGAGGAGCCCCAGUUCGAGAUCCGGGAUUUGAAUACGAUCCCAUGCCUUACCAGGAGCCUCCCCGGAGUAGAUGGAACCCCUAUGGACAGUACGAGCUACCAAUGCUCCACCAAGGCCAAGGAAGCCACACACAUUUCAACGAUGAAGAAGAGGAGGAAGAGGAGCCGCAAGCUCGAUCGAGUGAGCCACAAGAGGCAACCCCAGUUGCAUGGAGUGCUCCUGAUGGCCGUCUCCCAUCUCCAGACCACGACCUAG